GUCGGGGACGGUGGCCGUCAGGAGCGGAGGGAGUAGGGGACGGCAAUGGAGGACGGGAAGACUGCUUCGCCGCCUGGUGCUGAGGGUGGGGAGGAGGAGGAUGACUUCGGAUACCGGCUCUUCCCCGAUCGCAACAAAGAGCCGCAGAGCUUCCUGGUUCGCAGCCUCUUCACCUUCCACAACAGGUGCCAGGUGAUGCUGAGGAUGACUCUGGAGACGAAUGGCUUUCAAAACUUUUGUCUAGUGAAAUUGACUGCAGCAAUGUUUUUUUAGAUCCAUAUGCUCAACUGCUUAUUGCGGCCAUGAAGCAAUCUGGCUGCACUGUUUUCAAUGAUCGGCACUUUUCUUGUGAAAACUGCGAUGGCUGUGUCAGCGGUGGUUUUGAUUCUGCCACUUCUCAGAUUGUUCUGUGUCAGAACAACAUUCGCCACCAGUCCCAUAUGAACCGAGUGGUUGCGCAUGAAUUGAUACAUGCUUUUGAUCACUGCCGUGCUCAUGUUGACUGGUUUAAAAAUGUCAAACAUUUGGCCUGCUCAGAGAUUCGAGCUGCUAAUCUCAGUGGUGACUGUACACUGAUGAAUGAAAUAGCUAGGUUUAAAUUUGGACUGAAAGGACAUCAUCAGACUUGUGUGCGAGACAGAGCAAUUCGUUCCAUUCUGGCUGUUAGAAAAGUUAGCAGAGAGACUGCGGAAAAAGCUGUGGAUGAGGUUUUUGAUGCCUGCUUCAAUGAUCUGGAACCAUUUGGGAGAAUCCCGCACAGUAAAACAGAUGCAAAACGUGCUUAUAAAGACUUCCUGAAUCGAGAUCGCUACACUGCUAAUUUGUAAAGGAAAAAUGUGAAAAACUAUGUUAAUAACUGGUAGUCCUGGUACAUCUGGAGUUACAGUCUACACACAGUGCUGGUGGAAAGGGGCAGUUCUUUCGAAUGUAUCAGUUCAUUUUGUAAGUUUUUUCCAGGAGCCAUCUCCAGUUGAGGUAAAUGAACUAGGCUAAAAACUGUUUCCUCACCUGUUCUUCCAGCAACAUCAUUUAGUAUACCAAAUGACUUGGCAAAUAUUGAUCUGCAUAUUUCAAUGCACAUUUAAUUCAGUUAUUGAAUAAAUAGUUUCAUAAAAAUCUUCAA
Gallus gallus (chicken) is the source of this 1123-nucleotide messenger RNA. RefSeq names its product ATP23 metallopeptidase and ATP synthase assembly factor homolog (gene ATP23). Bases 303 to 827 code for a protein of 174 amino acids. The record is from RefSeq and is a predicted model, not a curated record. The transcript is spliced from 6 exons. Gene Ontology annotation, cellular component: extrinsic component of mitochondrial inner membrane. Lineage: Eukaryota; Metazoa; Chordata; Aves; Galliformes; Phasianidae. Gene Ontology annotation, biological process: mitochondrial proton-transporting ATP synthase complex assembly; mitochondrial protein processing. Gene Ontology annotation, molecular function: metalloendopeptidase activity.